Molecule: messenger RNA, 405 nt
Organism: Necator americanus (New World hookworm)
Lineage: Eukaryota; Metazoa; Nematoda; Chromadorea; Rhabditida; Ancylostomatidae
Exons: 1
Coding region: 1-405 (134 amino acids)
Source: RefSeq, a predicted model, not a curated record
AUGGCAAAGAACAUCGAUCCUUUCGAGCAACUUACUACCCGAAUCGGACGUCUGCGAAUGAGAAGAUGUGGCCUAACGCCAGGCUUGAGAAUUGUCGUCGCUUACGCUCCAACAUCAAGCUACGAAGAAGAAGAAGAAGUCGAAGCUUUCUAUAUAGACCUGGAGAAGUUCUACAGAAAAGAUCGUACCUUCUCAAAGGUCAUAAUUGGUGAUUUCGACGCCAGAGUUGGCCCCAGAAGAACGCCUGGAGAACUUCACAUCGGAACCCUUCAAUGGAAUGAGGAGGGGAAGAGGCUUUCUGAGUUUAUUAUGACGACUAAGCCUUCCUCUCUACGCUGCGCAUGGAAGUCACCCGAUGGAGGGUAUCAUAAUGAAAUUGACCACAUCAUCCUCAGGAAAGGGUAA